UUCACUACAUUUACUACAAAAAUGUGCUAUAGCAUGAUAUAUAUUAUCUGGUUAUGAAAUGAGCUAUAUCAAGAUAUGAGAUUUUGAGGAAAUAUUGCACUAUUUGGUUUCAAGUUUAUACAUAUGGUCAAACCUUUUGGUUUGUAUGAGUGAUUAAUUUAUCUUUCUCUUUCCCCCACAGAAAUUCAUGUGGCAGUGCAAACAGUGCAGGAAAGCAGUGUCAACAAGGUUUCUACUAUUGAAGCAUUACAGAGUAAGAGUUGGAUUGGACCAGGAUGACAGACCCAUUAAAGCUGCGGAUUAUCCUGGGAGAAAACAAUUCCAAAAAAUUGUUCCUGCCUUUUGGAAUACCAGAGUCAGUAGACGACCUUAAACUUGAGAUCCAAAGACAAUGUGCAGUUGCAGAGGACUUCAGAUUGCAAUACAAGGACGCUGAUUUCGGCGAAUUUUUUAAUCUGAUCUCAACAGCAGAUCUCCAAAACUUAGGCACAGUUAAAGUGAUAAAAAAUGCGCAGGAAGGACCUAGUGUAGUGACUCUUUCAAGUGCAGGUAGUACUCUCUUUGUGGGAUCCAGCUCCUUUUCUUCUACGGACACCGAGAUACUCUCUUCUCCUGAGUCAACAUCCUCAACCUCGACAAUGAGAUCUCAAGCCUGGCCAGCAAGCUUCCCUAUACCACAGUUCUCUUAUGAAGUAGAGCUGCAACUGGUGAAGGCCAAUCAGGAAUAUACAAAAAAUGGCACUUUCCUGAACCCAAGCCCAAAACUUAAGUCCUCCAUUUUAGAGUCAUUGGCUUCUGAGAUAAUUAAGUACAAAGCUUACCCUAAUAGUGCAGAGUUCGAUGAUGUAGCAGAAGCUUUGAUUAAAAAGCAUGCAUGCCUAAAGGAGCAAGGUUCUGUCACUGGAUUCUAUGGUUGGAAGAUCAGUUUAAAGUACAAGAUGGCGAAUUAUCGCACUAGCCUAAGAAAUAUAACCUCUGAAUUGAGCAUCAAUUCCCUGAAACGCAGACGAGGCGACACGCAUAGAAGUCCAAACCAAGUUAAAAAACCCAGGAGAGCCGAAGUAAACUACUUACCAGACUAUCCAGCCGGAGAAGACAAAGAGAGUAUGGAGAAAGAGAGGUUGGAACUACUAUCUGAGGUCAACAAGAGGGACAACCAUCAGAUAAUCAAAAUGAAGAUGGACAAAACCUUUGCCCACAGGAGGCAUGAGGUUGUAGUCGACAUGCCCUCCGUUGAAGAAUUCAAGAGCAGAUGGCCAGCUCUUUUUUCUGAACGUGAGAUAUGCGCAGAAUUCACACGUAUUACCACCAUCGCACUAUUGUCCAAGUUUAUGUCAGAACUUGACCACCACUCUCCCAAGCUCUCCAGAGUUUGUCGUAAGAAGGGAGGUGCAGCAGGACGCAAGAUUGCGGAGAUCAUGGCUGUCAUUGAAGAGAAUGACACCAUUGCUACAAGGAGGGUUUGCAACCUGAAAUCACUGGCUGUGUAUUUCAAUGAGGACCCAGAGAAGCUCAUAAAGGAAUAUCUGGACGUGAACUUUGACAAUGCCCAGAGACAGAUGGAUGGGACUGCCAUCGGGAUCUAUGUCAUCAAACAUGAGGGAGCAGAUGCCUCCGAUCCACCAGAAGAUGUAGGGAUCAUAGUUGAGGAUGUUGCUGUGCUCCAGGACAUUGGAGAUGCCGCCACGGCCACUGCUCUGCUGUUAGCGGUCAUCUAUAAUCUGAACUUGAGCUACCCGCCUGAACUCAAGUACACUUUUGAGUUUCUUCAAAAAGUCCUGAUGGGAAUUGAUACCAACCGCCUUUCAAACAAGGUCCAGGUACUGAAGAACAAACUUCAUGAAUGAGGUGAGCGCUCUUUGAGCCAUGCAGGGGGAGAAGUGGUUUUAUUGACUGUUCAACUGUUCGUAUGCUCUCUCAAGUUGCUUGAUCCGAGCGAUGUCUAAAGGGUUGAGGAAAACUCAUGUGUUAUGGUUAUAUAUGCACUUCAGCUGUAAUAUACACUUUAGCUUCUCAUUUGAAAGUAUGUAAGUAAAUAUUUUGUAAACAUGUUCUGAAACAAAUUACAGAAUUCUUGUAAUCCCUUUCUAUUUUACAUGUAUGUUGUUAAAGGACAGUUUUGAAAGAGGAACAUGAGGAUAUACGAGGAUUCAGGUUUUAUGUAUUUAAACUGUUGCAGUUUUAUUAUUCUCUGUCAAGUAGCGGUUACCUAUGGAAGCCCAUUUCCGCAACUGAUGAAGAGAAAA
Messenger RNA from Platichthys flesus (European flounder), 2246 nucleotides. RefSeq lists its product as uncharacterized. The record is from RefSeq and is a predicted model, not a curated record. The transcript is spliced from 5 exons. The coding region runs from base 276 to 1847 and encodes 523 amino acids. Lineage: Eukaryota; Metazoa; Chordata; Actinopteri; Pleuronectiformes; Pleuronectidae.